AUGCUCUCCAUUUCCAACAUUUCUUUCUCCCGCUUCCUCCCUUCCUCUCCUCCUCCUCUUUCCCCGCUUCCUCCCUUCCUCUCCUCCUCCUCUUUCCCGCUUCCUCUCCUCCUCCUCUUUCCCCGCUUCCUCCUUCCUCUCCUCCUCCUCUUUCCCCUUCCUCCUUCCUCUCCUCCUCCUCUUUCCCCCCUUCCUUCCUCCCUUCCUCUCCUCCCUUCCUCUCCCCCUCCUCCUCCCUUCCUCUCCUCCUCCUCUUUCCCGCUUCCUCUCCUCCUCCUCUUUCCCGCUUCCUCCCUUCCUCUCCUCCUCCUCUCUUUCCCGCUUCCUCCCUCCUCCUCCUCCUCUCUUUCCCGCUUCCUCUUUCCCCUCCGCCUCUCUUUCCCCUCCGCUUCUCUUUCCCGCCUUCUUCUCUCUUUCCCCUCCGCCUCUCUUUCUCCCGCCUUCUUCUCUCUCUCCCCUCCGUCUCUCUUUCUCCCGCCUUCUUCUCUCUCACUCCUCCUCUUUCUUCUCUCUCUUUCCUCUCAAAAAAUAUUCCUUCCUCUCAAAAAUACCCUCUUGUUUGAUAAUGCAUCUUAUUAUUACGUACGCCGUCACGCCAAUUAUGUGUCUUUCCUCGUCUUCCUCCCAGACUUGCUAUUUAUGCCCGCGUCUGCAACUAAAAUUUGCAUACGAGACUUAAUUCUCGUUCGCCCGAGACUUCUGUCCUACGUGACUCUCUUGCCUGAUAUCUGGCAUUCUCACUCUCUCUUUUUCUUUCUCACUCUCUCUUUUUCUUUCUCACUCUCUCUUUUUCUUUCUCACUCUCUCUUUUUCUUUCUCACUCUCUCUUUUUCUUUCUCACUCUCUCUUUUUCUUUCUCACUCACUCUUUUUCUUUCUCACUCACUCUUUCUCCUCUCUUUCUCCUCUCUUUCUCUUUCUCCUCUCUUUCUCUUUCUCCUCUCUUUCUCUUUCUCCUCUCUUUCUCUUUCUCUUUCUCCUCCUCUUUUCCUCUUUUUUCUUUCUCUUUCUCCUCCUCUUUUUCUUUCUCUUUCUCACUCACUCUUUUCUUUCUCUUUCUCACUCUCUCUUUUUCUUUCUCUUUCUCCUCUCUUUUUCUUUCUCUUUCUCCUCUCUUUUUCUUUCUCUUUCUCCUCUCUUUUUCUUUCUCUUUCUCACUCACUCUUUUUCUUUUUCUUUCUCUUUCUCCUCUCUUUCUCUUUCUCACUCACUCUUUUUCUUUCUCUUUCUCCUCUCUUUCUUUCUCUUUCUCCUUCCUUUUCUUUCUCUUUCUCCUUCCUUUUUCCCUCUCCUCCUUUUUUCCUUCUCUCUCUCACUUUCUCUCUCUCUCCUCUCUUUCUUCCUUCCGUCCAGCCCAAGCAUUGCCUGA
Acanthosepion pharaonis is the source of this 1368-nucleotide messenger RNA. The record is from the annotation of a GenBank genome assembly. Lineage: Eukaryota; Metazoa; Mollusca; Cephalopoda; Sepiida; Sepiidae.